This is a messenger RNA of Patiria miniata (bat star), 4238 nucleotides long. Its product is annotated as semaphorin-1A-like. Gene Ontology annotation, biological process: positive regulation of cell migration; negative regulation of axon extension involved in axon guidance; negative chemotaxis. The transcript is spliced from 19 exons. Gene Ontology annotation, molecular function: semaphorin receptor binding; chemorepellent activity. NCBI's taxonomy places the organism in Eukaryota, Metazoa, Echinodermata, Asteroidea, Valvatida, Asterinidae. The coding region runs from base 173 to 2332 and encodes 719 amino acids. The record is from RefSeq and is a predicted model, not a curated record.
UCAGACACAAGGCAGCAGACUCCAUACACACCGUACAAAUAUCAGCUAACACAGCGCCUAAGUAAGUAAAGGCGGAAACGAAAUGUAACACACUUCACUUCUGACUACAGUCGAACCAUUUUGCGGAAUCACACCUUGAACACUGUUGUCACUAUAACUACCUUCAUUUACGAUGACCCGCACAAGACUACUUUUGCGUUCCCGUUCAGCUGUGUUGUUGACAGCUCUGCACAUGAUUGUCUUCCUCGGCGAAUACCAACAUGCAGCAGCAGUCAAGCUAUACAGAACGAGCAACUGCUGGGAGAUUCUCGAUAGUAGUGUUUUGGAUGCCACAAGUGACACCAGUGCCCCGUCUGGCCAGCCAGCCUACCGUAUCCUCAAUAAGAUUGAUGAGAACGUCUACAUCGGGGGCAAUGAAACCCUCAGGAGACGGUUCCUUGUAAACAACCAACUGGAAAUGGAGGAGAUUCAACUGGGAACAAUGGAACCCGAAGGCCUUGUCUUAACCUGUGAAGCAGUAUCUCCAACCACUAAAGAGACUGUCUGUUGGAACUUCAUACGUAUUGCAGACAAAACUAGUUCUGGUGAUCUCCUGGUGUGUGGCACUAACGCGUUUAGCAGGCAGUGUUAUCAGUGCCCACAAUCGAAUCUGAACAUGUGCACUGAAUUGUCCACAAAUUAUACCCAACUGACUGUGGUUCCUCAACAAAACAAUAUUAACGCCGAGACCGCUAUUUUCAGCAGUAAUGCUGCAGAUGUGGAUACCCUUUUUGGUGGUAGUGACAGGAAACAAACCUUCAACAGAUAUUCUGUAGAUGCAGAUUUAAGCACUGCUGACCCCAUAGAGUUUGAGCUAGAUACAGUCACUGUUGGAGAAGGGUUUAUAAAGGAUCCAACCUUUAUAGGGAGACCCUUUGAAUACACUCACGAUGACGGUAACGAGUACGUGUACCUGAUCUACCGUGAAACUGCACUGGAAUUCACCCUUGGAACCAAAGUGUACUCACGCAUAGCCAGAGUGUGCAAGAAUGAUACAGGAGGCACCGUCAACGAUAUGAAGUUUGUCACCUUCAUCAAGGCUCGUUUGGAAUGCUCCGUACCCAAUGGCGAUGAGCCAGCAUUUGAAUAUGAUUAUAUUCAGGAUGUUGUCUGGGAUGCCAAUAAUACGAGAGUAUAUGCGGUAUUCACGAAUCAAGAAAAUGGACCUGCGACGUCAGCCCUUUGCCAGUACAGGAUGGGGGAUAUCAUGAAUCUGUUCGAUAACGGUAAUUUCCAGGAACAGGAUGAAGGCAAUGUCAACGUUCUGUGGAAUGAAGUGCUUGUGCAACGGAACCCAAGGCCUGGAACGUGUGGUGCAAUACACAAGACUGACUAUCCUCCCCUGUUACACAAGUCGGUGCCCAGCUAUAAUGCCAUGGAACGAACUGGAGGAACUCAAGAUGCACCACCAGCCAAUUUUCCCAAAUCAGAUCCACCCAUACUUAACGUGGACGAUGUUCGCUUCACCAGCCUAGCUGUCGAUUUGCAAUAUUCUUCUCCAGUCUACUUUGUUGGAACAAGUGCUGGAAGUGUGAUAAAAUUUACCUCAGGAGUGUGCGACGGUAUCAACACAACAAAUGUCGUCGAAGUUUCAGGAUUAAAUGCCAACGGUCCCAUAAAUGGGCUGGAAUUGUUGAGGAGUGCGGAUUCUGCUGCCACUUUCCUGGUGGGCACAUCCGAUUUCCAAGCCUCCAUUGAAUGGCCCUUGAACACCAAAUGCCAAUCAGCACGAAAUGGAGAGCAGUGUGCGCUCAGGUACCCUUACUGUUACUUCACCAACGAAUCCGAAUGUACAAGUACAAAAGUCUCGGUCCCUCAAGACCCGCCUACAGAACUUCCUGAGGAUGUACUGACAGUGUUGCCAAACGCAAAUGUAUCGGCCUGCCUGAACGACCACGUGUACUGGUUUUGCCAUCUAGACAUUGACAACCCAGCCAUCGGUUCUACUUCAUUCACUCUUCAAUGGGAUAUAACAGAAAGUGAGGAGAUCAAGAUGACACCUAUAUCAACUAAUCAACUGGUACGAUUGGACGUUAUUGUGCAGAGCGGCACCGUAGGGAGCUACAGCUGCACGGCGAAUGUUGGAGGCAGAGUGGUGACUAAACAAGUUGAACUCUCUAUGAAAACGGACUGCUUAACACGUGACAAUCUGUGUGCACGCAUGGAAGAGUAUAACACUCUGAAAUCGCAGAAUGAGGCUUUGCACGAGAUGUAUGGCAACGGAAAUGAAAUGUGUUCUGUAAAACGCCAGGAUUGCGCAACUGUGGACUUAACAUGUCCAACAUCGCCAUAAUAACUUUUUCUUCAACAUUGUGCAUUUAUAAAUGUAUGAAGGUUGGCAUGUUUAUUUGUUUUCUUUAAUUUUAAGUUUAUUCGCAAACACAAUCGUUGGGAAUAAUCCAGAACUGCAACAACAAAAAGAUCAGUUUUUUUGGAGCUGCUUGUACAUAAAUUGGCCAAGCGCAGAAAAUGAUUUGUUUUGAUUGAUAAAAACAUGCACAAUUUCACAAUAAGCUGCAACUUGUGGUAGGCUAUUUUUUUCAUUUUUUUGCUUGGGCAUUUGGUCUAGUACUACAUUUGUGUAUAUACUAAACUUUCAGUUUUUGCUUGGGUAUUUGGUCUAUUGGAAAGUCUUCAGUACAGUCAAUUCUAUAUUAGUACUAUAUACUAAACUUUUCAGUUUUUGCUGGGGUAUUUGGUCUGUUGGAAAGUCUUAAGUACAGUCAAUGCUAUAGUCGUACUAAACUAUAGUCGGAUGUAUCGUAUAUUUGCAUAAAUUUCCUACGCAGAGAACGCAGCUUCUACGCAAAGGUUGAUUGCAUAAAUGCAUUAACCGUCACCUUCCAUGAUACACCGAAUUCUAUUAUCUAAUUUGUUGGCGAUUGUAUUUUGAUUUUGUUGAUUUGAUUUUGAUAGCUUUUGUAUUCUUGUACAGCCCUUAUUUACUUCAAUGCAACUUGAUUAGUUUAUUCAAAAACCUCUGCCAUUUACCUUUUAAUAUUUCUUUGAAUUACUUACUGCAUGUGUCGUCACUUGCUGGCCAAAGGGUUACAGACAAGUAAAAGGAACGUUUAACUUAGAAUACUGUUAACAAUAUUCUGUUGAAUUAAUCUGUUUUAUUGACCUAUCGCCAUUUGCAAGUUGGCCACGCCCCUUAAAAAGACAACCCUGUGGAAUUUGUGUACACUAGAUUGUGUUUGUCUAUUAUGUUGGGCGUUCCGCGUUCAUUUGUAGCGUAUGCUGUGGUGGACAAGCCAUGUUGAGUGGAAAAUGCAGCAGUGAGCGACCUCGUUCCUCAUGGGUACGAUCUUGCUGCGCCAUGUUGUUUCCCAUCAUGCCUUGCGCGAUAACGCGCACGCGCCCAUGGAGUCGAGGCUGAGCCGUGAGUGUCGGUAUAGAGAGGCGUUAGUGACGUAAUUGGGCUACGCUGUGAUUGCAUGCAUCUAGAUGCACGCAGAAACCCAAGUGAAGAGUCCCACCGCACUCGUCAUCAUGUCACAAUGGUGUGAGGCUAUUGCAGCACAAUCCUAAUCAUUGUAGAAAUAAUGUGGUUGCCCUUGACCAAGGAGCGACCAUUGUGCCUCCCAUGUCUUGGCAAGCUGACUUUGCGUCAUCCCGAGUUUGCUUUCGAAGAGUGAAGCGAUAUCGGGCGUUCUGGAACAAUUGUUGCGCGCAAGAGCAGUGUGUCGGGAGAGGCAGGAACCUGACCCAAACUGACCAUUGCUAUACAUUAACAGCUGAAGUCAAUGAUAGAUGGCAAAAAUAACUGACUGAAAAAUGUUGACGUAAGUAAACAAAGUAGUGAAAUCAGCCCCACGCUUGCUCCCCUUCGUUUGCAUGAGUGUUAUAAAAAAACUUUCGUAUUACAAUCUUUAGGAAAAGGUGUUGCAAUACAAUCAUCAAUAAUAUGUUAUCGUGACAGAAUGUAAUGGAUUACAUGUACGUGUACAUAAAUUACGGCGCCUUACACACUUACGUUGCCAUAAGGGAUUGCUGAAAGUCUUUGUUUUUCUUUAGCAACUUUGCUUUGAAUAAUAUAACAUUUUAUAUAAAUAUGAAAAUAUUCAUCCUUCGAUUUUCUAUACUCUUUUGAUUCUUGCUUUAUAUAUUUAAAACACGGGUAUCAUAGGUAUUAAAUUACUACCCUCAGGUCUUAGAUCAAGAUUCGUUAAACAAUAAAUGUUGGUGUGAUAAAACUA